Messenger RNA from Saccoglossus kowalevskii, 1215 nucleotides. RefSeq names its product sorting nexin-5-like. Gene Ontology annotation, molecular function: phosphatidylinositol binding. NCBI's taxonomy places the organism in Eukaryota, Metazoa, Hemichordata, Enteropneusta, Harrimaniidae. The record is from RefSeq and is a predicted model, not a curated record.
AUGCCGUCUGUGAAUGAGUUGAUGGGUAUGCCGUCUGUGAAUGAGUUGAUGGGUAUGCCGUCUGUGAAUGAGUUGAUGGGUAUGCCGUCUGUGAAUGAGUUGAUGGGUAUGCCGUCUGUGAAUGAGUUGAUGGGUAUGCCGUCUGUGAAUGAGUUGAUGGGUAUGCCGUCUGUGAAUGAGUUGAUGGGUAUGCCGUCUGUGAAUGAGUUGAUGGGUAUGCCGUCUGCUCCAACAAAAGCCAAAAUAAAGAAAAAUAUUUUUGGUAACUUGACGAAAGCUGUUGGUGAAGCUAGGAAAGGAGGACACAAAGAUGUAGAUGAGUUGUUCCAACAAGAGAGAGAUAAAUGUAAUGAGAAAGUAUUACUCAUCAGAGAUGCCAGUGAUAAUUUUAACAAAAUGGUUUUUAUUCAGCAAAGGCUUGAAGGAGCAGCUGCACAUUUGUCCACCACUUUAAAUCUGGGUGGCGGCAUUUUGGAAGGAAAUAACGCCACUGCUAAUAAUAUGUUGGUGACAUUUUCACAUGCAUUGGAUGAUUACAAACAUGGAGUUGAGGUGUUUGCAACAAACGAUGAAAGCACAUUGGGAUUCGUCCUGGAAUUAUAUUCACGCUAUCAAGAGUCUGAAAAGGAAAUGCUUUUCAGAAGGACAUGUAAGAUGAUUGAUUUGGAAACUGCCACCAAGAACUUGGAGAAAGCUAAACCUCAGAAACGAGAUGCUGCUGAUGAUGCUAAGAAAGAUGCAGAGGUAGUAUUUGAAAGGAUAUCAGAGGUUGCUAAAAAAGAGAUUGUACACUAUCACACCGAGAGAGUCUUAGAAUUUCAGAAAGCUUUAAUCUUGUAUGCUGAAGCAAAGAUUAAAACUGCUCGAGAUACGUAUGCUUUACUCGCAAGAAGUAUGAAUAAACUGAAGGAAGUUGACUCAGCUUAGACAAUAGAUGAUGUGUCAAUGUCCAAUCCUCUGACACCUCGAGAGAGGCCAUUUUGAAACGUGACACUAUUUUACCUCAAUUCUUCCUUCCAUAUCAAUAUUUAUGUAUUAUGAAGCUUACUCGAUGUUCAAGCAACUUGUUUUCAUCUUCACUGGAAGUAAGAAAAGUGGUACAAAUAAGGCGCCCCAAAAAAUUUUUCUGGUAAUCAUAUACAUCAAAGGUGAAAGGUGACAUUUGAGGUUAUGUAGGUCACUUCAUUUUCUGAAUAAAAUCAGUAAAUAAAAGCA